This is a messenger RNA of Gossypium raimondii (Peruvian cotton), 717 nucleotides long. Its product is annotated as 30S ribosomal protein S13, chloroplastic. Gene Ontology annotation, molecular function: structural constituent of ribosome; RNA binding. Gene Ontology annotation, cellular component: mitochondrion; small ribosomal subunit; ribosome. Bases 79 to 585 code for a protein of 168 amino acids. Gene Ontology annotation, biological process: translation. The record is from RefSeq and is a predicted model, not a curated record. NCBI's taxonomy places the organism in Eukaryota, Viridiplantae, Streptophyta, Magnoliopsida, Malvales, Malvaceae. The transcript has 3 exons.
AAGAGGAUAAGAGUUCCUACCAACGUCUGAAGCUCUUCUUCUCACUCUGUUUGGAUACCGAGAAAAUUGAAAAGGAAAAUGGCGCAAACCCUGGCGAUGCCUGUUGCACCCUCUCUCUCCUUUAUAUGCAACAAAGUAAGCUCUAUGUCUCUCUCCAACACUGCUUCCCUCCCCGUUUCAAACCCUCCCAAGCAUCAUGGUCUAAGCAUUGUAUGCGUUCGUGUUGGCGGAGUGGAAAUUCCAAACAACAAGAGAGUGGAAUUCUCUCUGCAGUACAUCCAUGGGAUUGGUCGCACGAGGGCUCGUAAAAUCCUAUGUGAUCUCCAAAUGGAGAACAAAAUCACCAAAGAUUUGUCGGAGGAAGAGCUCAUUACGAUUCGUGAUGAAGUCUCCAAAUAUAUGAUUGAAGGCGACUUGAGGCGGUUCAAUGCUCUUAAUAUACGGCGAUUGAAAGAGAUUCAGUGCUACCGAGGGGUUCGCCAUAUUCAGGGAUUGCCUUGUAGAGGACAGCACACCAAAAACAAUUGCCGGACUUUGAAGGGUAAGAGAGUUGCCAUUGCUGGUAAGAAGAAAGCCCCUCGUUGAUCUUAACCGUUUUUGUUUCGAUGAAGCGAAUCAUGUUGAAUUUUAUGUUUGAUUCGAAAUGAAUGCAUUGUAGACUUGUAGUACAAUAUGGUUUGAUUUGAUAUUGAAAUGGGAUUUGCACUGUCUAUAUAA